AAUAAAUUGUGCUAUGAAUUUACUUGGAUUAUCCGAAAAUGGGUGUACUUCAAGCAAAACAUACAGGAGGAUAAAUCUGUGUUAAGUGUGCUAGAUUCCAAUGUGAUCAAUGACCUGUUCUGUGAAAUAUCGACGGUUUGAGUUGUGUCGGAGAAGAGAUUUUAUUUGGAUAAAUAUUUCAUGACCAUCAAAACUGCCCCGAUGCCUCUAAGCAUCAGCAUUCCUAAGACAACAUGUAUGACAUGUUGUCAGAGUUCCAAGUAUCAGAAUUCGAUUCAAUCGGGGAUAUAUUUCGACUGAAGUCUGGUGAUCCAUUAGAUACGUUUGGUGAGAUGUGGUACCCAGUGUUUUUGUGGUCUUUGUGUUCGUCAGUAUUUGUUCACACCUGUGCGGCGCUGGUGGCUUUCGGCACCCUAAGAAAGCACAAGUACGGAAAGUUCUUUCCUGUCCUCUUAAUAGUGAUGGGUGUUGUGAGCCCAGUGACAUCUGGUGUGGCGAGCAGCGCUGCUGUCGCCUUUAUAUACCGUGCGGCAAACCUGACCAUGCCGCCCAUCCAUGCCAUGAUAUGGGGCAUUGGGCAAACUUUGUUAGGGGCUGGCAUUGGUUUCACAAGGAUUUUGGCAACUUUGUAAUAAGUGGUGUAUUGUUUGUAGUUAAUUGUGAUGCAUCAACUCUCUAUAUAAUUUUGAUGUAAUUGAAAGUCAAUUAUCUUAGCAUUAUUGUAAUGGAAAUGGUAUUGGACAGUGCAGAUAUUGUAGUAUAGAUAAAUAAAAUUGAUCACUGGUCCUGAUAAUGGUAAAUACUCACUAAUCAUAGUAGUGAGACUGUAAAUAAUAUUUCUCUAUGUGUAUGUUUUAUAUGUAUGCAAAGAAUAGUCAUUUGUACUGUAUAAUUUGGCAAUGAAAUUAUAAAUAUUAUUUUUCCUUUUAGCAUGAAAUGGAAUAUCACUGAAAUAAUAAUGGUUUAUGUAAAUAUAUGAUAAUAGAUUUUAAGUAGGUACCUACUGUCCUUGGCUUUACUAUUGUGAAUAUAAUCACUUAUAUUUGUAUGAAUACAUAUGAAAUCCAUUGUGUUAUUCUAUUUGUAUUCGAAAUUUCCACAUACUGUUAAGGUUACUACUUGUUAUCCAUAUAUGAAUACCCAUGAAUCUUGGGACUGUGUUCAGAUCCUGUUCCUGUAGCUGCUAUUGUAUAUACCUAAACCGUUUUGUAGAAUCAGAUGGUAAAAUGACAGUUCAACUGCCCAAAUUAUUUCCCUAUCUACAUCAGUUAUAAAAGCACAUUACAUGGUAAAUAAAUAAAUUGGAUAGGUGAAUAGUCAUGAUGCAUCUAAUAUAUAAAUCUACAAGGCAGCACCACCAACUCAGCAGUGGUGACAACCUUCCACACAUUAGGUAGAAUCAAUCACAAUGUAUGUUGACUUCUAUCUGUCUAUCUAUGAAGUACCUGUAGAUAACUGGGUACACAUAUUUUAAGUUACCUUAUAAAGUAAUUAUUUGUUUCUUUAAAAUAUUGUACUGUGAUUACAAUUUAUUGCUCAUUAUUGUCUCUAUGCAAGACCCACCGAUAGUCACUAAUCAUGCUUGCUUGUGACUGAUUAUUAUUUUAAUAACAAUGAAUAAUUGCAAUAUUCUUUUAAUUUAAAUUAUUGUGAUAAUGAUAUAAUCAAUGUACGAAAUUAUGUUAAGAUAACAUACUUAAAAAUUAUAACUCCUGUAAAAAAUGAUUACUUUCUUGGAUGCACAAACACUUACCUAAACCAAUAAAUGUACUGGUACUUACCUAUGUAAACAAAAACUUAAAAAUAUGAAUACAAACACACUGCUAAGUAAUAUUAGAUAGUAUGUAAUGCUAAAGUUAGCUUAGGUGCUAGACAAAAUGAGUAAUUUGCAAACAGAAUAUAUAUUUGUAUAUAGGGAGUGCAAUAUUUUUUUUAUUGGUUUUAUAAUGAAUUUUAAUAGCAUUUUACACCUUAAUUUGCAAGUUAAAUAGACAUUAUAAGAUGUAUGCUAACAAAACAUAUCUUAUCUCUCUUAUUUUUUUUGUGACAAGAAUGAAGCUGUUGAAUGCUAUCUAAAUGUUAAUGAUUCUUUUUCAAGCAAUUUCACUGUGCCUUAUGAAAAUGGAGGGUGAAAUGGAGCAAUCUGAGCAUUUGAAUUGAACUCCUAGCCUUUGCAGUAGUUGUAGGAUACUGUGUAUUAUAUUCAUAGGAGUCUAUUGAGGUUACUCUAAUUCUGAUCCACUUGGUAAUCAUUUGAGCUGGCAUUCAGCCAUAUUUUAGAGGUAAAAUUCCCUUCAGUUGUAAAGUAUGGAUAACUUUACAACUGAAGGGAAUUUAGAAACUGACCAAAAGUGGUACCAUGGAACUUGUAGACUUUUGGCUUAGGUAAUCUAGUCCUUUUUGAUAUCAAUCAGAGAAUACAUCUUUGUCUGUACUACCUGAAACUCUUUCACAAUAACAAAGGCAUAUAAAGAAGUUUUUGUUGUUAAACAUAGCUAGUGUUCUUAUUUAGUUACUACCUAGCAAUGUAUUGUAUAGAGGUUUUGGUUUAGGUAAAAUAACUUUUUCAUAUUUAUCCAUUGGUAAUAAAUAAAAUUUAUUUAAUA
Messenger RNA from Leguminivora glycinivorella, 2606 nucleotides. Its product is annotated as transmembrane protein 170A. The record is from RefSeq and is a predicted model, not a curated record. Bases 234 to 632 code for a protein of 132 amino acids. Lineage: Eukaryota; Metazoa; Arthropoda; Insecta; Lepidoptera; Tortricidae. The transcript has a single exon.